Leptosia nina is the source of this 846-nucleotide messenger RNA. Lineage: Eukaryota; Metazoa; Arthropoda; Insecta; Lepidoptera; Pieridae. The record is from the annotation of a GenBank genome assembly.
AUGUUAAAUGACGCACAGGAAGACGCAGCACAACCUUUAUCACAAAAUAAAUAUCGCAUAAAUGAUACAGAAAAUGUGAAUAGUGCAUUAAUCGUAGUUGAGCAUACGGGUGAUUUGUGGACAUGUGCUCUCAGGAAAAUCUGUUUAACUGCCCUCUGGCUUCCACUAGGUGCAUUGAUAUUUUGUUACGUGACAGCCUCUCUAUUCCAGGCAGAUGACAUACAUGAGACCCAUUGUAGAGUUUAUAACGUAGUGCCAUCAAUAAGUGCAAUUACUGGGAUCAGCCCACAAAGGUAUGUUUGGAGGAUAUGCAUCGCCUAUCAUCUAGGACCAAGAUUAUUGAUAGGAUCUCUUUAUUAUAACUACCAUAGAGAACGCACCGUGCAUAUAAAGGAUGAACAGACACGCAUUAAAGCAACAAAACUGGGCAAUGCUUGCUAUUGGUUGAACUUGGUUGAGCUGUUUGCUCUCACCGGAGUUACAUAUGUUUCUAACAGAGAAAAUUAUUUUAUCCAUGAAAAGAUUUUUAUAGUGUUUAUGGUGGCUUCCAUUUUACACAUGCUAUGUAGAGCUCGGAUAGGGUGCAUCGCCAGUGAUGUUUUGGAGCCUGUUCGAACCAACAGACUUGUGUGGAGUCUUUUCUUCGUAGCGAUAGCAGCCACUGUUGGUCUUAUUGUUUCUUUCUUACGGCACCGCUUACUGUGCCGACCGCUAGCGUUCACGUGGUUUUCGGUCUGUGAAUACAUUUUGGCAACGACGAACAUGGUUUUCCAUGCGAUUGUAGUGAGAGAUUUACCCCAACACGAGGUCAAAGUUGUCUGCCCUGAACGUUGCAAAACUGAUUAA